Molecule: messenger RNA, 1959 nt
Organism: Cryptosporidium ubiquitum
Lineage: Eukaryota; Apicomplexa; Conoidasida; Eucoccidiorida; Cryptosporidiidae
Product: nitric-oxide synthase
Exons: 1
Coding region: 1-1959 (652 amino acids)
Cellular component (GO): cytosol
Molecular function (GO): FMN binding; NADPH-hemoprotein reductase activity; flavin adenine dinucleotide binding
Source: RefSeq, a predicted model, not a curated record
AUGCUUUUUUUUUUAAAAAACAAAUUGUUGAACUGUCUUUCAAUAUUUAACAUUUCUGUGGGAUUGUUUCUCGUUUUGAAAAGACUAGCCAAACAAAAUGCUAAUUACAUAGAAGAUAAUGUUCCAAUCAAUUUCUCAAUAUUUUAUUCCACAGAAACAGGAAAUUCGAGAAAAAUUUCUGAAUUGUUGAAGAGUCUACUUGAUAAAUUGGGUAUUGAUUCCCAUGUCCUUGAGAUCAACUCAAUUUUCGAUUUCGAUGUUAGUUCAUAUAAAAAAAAUUCAGUAUUAAUUUUCGUGAUUUCAACAUGUGGAAACGGAAGUUUUCCAGCAUCAUCGAGGAAAUAUGUCCGGUAUCUAUCGAAAAUGAUUAGAUCAGGAAAUGAAAUAUUUUUAGGAACCAAAUACACUAUUAUUGGUCUUGGAAGUUCUAUCUACGAAUACUCAUUUAACUCAGCCGCUAAUAAACUUGAUAAAUUUAUCUCUUUACUCGGAGGGGAGAAAUACUGUGAGAUUGCAUUGUUAGACGAGGUUAAUGGUAAUGAACUGGAUUUUAAAAUAUGGUGGAAAAAAACAUUUUUAGCUAAGCUUGGAGUUUCUGAUUUCAAAGAGCAGUCAGAACUCUACUUUAGUAAUAUUGAAACAAGAAAAAAAGACAACUUCAUUUGUAAAUUGAGAAACGCAAACGAAGCCUCAUCACAGAUCAAUUCUCUUUCUGGAAAUUGUCAUAUUUCGGAGAAUUAUUUCAAGUUACUAGAAUUUUGGCCCAUUAAUAGAAAAUUGCUAUGUGAGUCAAAAGCCAUUGAUGAUGUCGAUAGACAAAUUUUCAAUCUACAGCUUAAACUCCCUGAUGGCACAAACUACAAAACAUUUGAUAUAAUUGAUAUACUUCCACCAAACGAUGAUGAAACUGUUAUUUUCUUCUCAAAUAAAGUAUUGGGAAUGCAGAGUAUUGAAGAUUUGAAGAAUACUAUAGUUGACUUUGCCCCUGUAAACGAUAUUUUAAAAAGCAUCAAAGUUCCAUUCCCAAACAAUUGUUCUCUAAUGCAUGUACUAAAAUAUUAUUUUGAUCUCAUGAGUUUGCCUACGCAUACUGUAAUAUUACAGUUCACUCCUUAUUUAAAUAAGAACGAAGGAGAGUUCAUUUCCAACAAAGAUUCUUUUAAUGAAAUUAAAGAUCUCUACAAAUUUUCUUUUCCAUUAUUUAUAGAUAAGUAUAUGAAAAGUCUUGUUCCAAUACCAAUAGAAAGCUUCAUUAAAUUCAAUGGAAUUAGACAAAAUCUAAGGAGUUAUUCGAUUUCUUCCUCUUCACUUUGUUCUCCAUCAACUAUUGAUCUAACAAUAAGCACGUGUAUUAAAGGUUAUGUUCCAGUGUCAUUACAUGAAGUAAAUAGAAAUAGAGGCAAUAAAAGUAAUGUGAAGAAAUACAUUAAAGGAUUAUGUUCGAGUUUUCUUUUCGAAUUUGAUUUAAAUUUGCCAGUUCUUGGAACGAUAAGGUCAUCCUCUCUCAAUAUCAACGAUAUAACUUCUCCAAUACUUAUGUUUUCACAUGGAAGUGGUAUUGCGCCUAUUAGAGCAUUACUGCAUGAACGAAAAUAUAUCUUAAUGAAAGAUAAAAAACCCAAAAAUCCUGCAUAUUUAUUUUAUGGAUGCAGAACAGAAAAUGAAAUAAUUUACAAGGAUGAGCUCGAAGAACUUAAAUCAAUGGGUGCAUUAACCGAAGUGUUUUUUGCUUUGUCUAAGUCGCAAGAGAAACAUGUUAAUGAUAUAAUUUCUCAUUAUAAAAAUUUACUUUUGGAAAUUGUUGAUAGAAAUGACUCAAUAAUAUAUAUUUGUGGAAAAAAAAACUUUGUUUUGGGGAUUAAAAAUGAAAUUGCAUCAAUAAUUUCUGAUCAUCGUCCAAAAAAUGUUAUUAGAAAAAUUUUUGCUAAAAAUAGAAUUUUUUUAGAAUCAUGGAAUUGA